This is a messenger RNA of Gadus chalcogrammus (walleye pollock), 6924 nucleotides long. It is a transcript of the gene sgsm3, whose product is annotated as small G protein signaling modulator 3. Lineage: Eukaryota; Metazoa; Chordata; Actinopteri; Gadiformes; Gadidae. The coding region runs from base 390 to 2684 and encodes 764 amino acids. Gene Ontology annotation, molecular function: protein binding. The transcript is spliced from 21 exons. The record is from RefSeq and is a predicted model, not a curated record.
GGCAACCAUCCGGAGCGCCUCAGGGCACAGGGAUACACGGAUUGUGGUAAUAAAGCUCUGCGUACCGGAGCGCGUCAGGGCGGAGGGAUACACGGGAGUGCAGUGAUAAAGUAGUGCGAACCGGAGCGCGUAGCGCGUCAGGGCGGAGGGAUACACUGGGUGUGUAGCAGGUGCGUGACGCAAACAGGAGAUAACCUGCUCCCUGCAUUAAGGCUUACGGAGUAGCGGACAACACAGACCCUCUCUAUCCCUAGAACGAGCCGCCUCCGCUGCACCCUGACCGGCUACAGUGACGGGAUGAGCCGUGUGGGCUGUGUCUGCUGAUCUCUGUUCCUCCAGUGCAGCAUUCUCCCUGCCAGAGGUUGCCCAUCAGCCUGCCAGCCAGCAGUAUGUCAGGCAGUUACACCCCGGCCCCGGGGGGCCCAUUCUCAGCCCUCACGCCCAGCAUGUGGCCCCAGGACAUUCUGGCCAGGUACCACCAGAAGGACUCGUCAGAGGGAGCAGAACGCUAUGAUGAGUUUGGAUUUAAGAUUGAGAAACGAGAGGGCUCGCAGCAGCCAGGCAGCGAGCGCCCCCUCCAGAUUGGGGACCCCCAGCAGCGUUCGGGUGGAGACGGGUCCCCCCACAGCGAGGACCCCCAGCAGCGGCUGCGCUGGCAGGCCCACCUGGAGUUCACCCACAACCACGCGGUGGGUGACCUCACCUGGGACGUCAUCGCCCCCGACCUGCCCCGCUCCGACCGCCUCCGCUCCCUGGUGCUGGGGGGCAUCCCACACAGCAUGAGGCCGCAGCUGUGGAUGCGUUUCUCUGGGGCCCUCCAGAAGAAGAGGACCUCAGAGAUCUCCUACAAAGAGAUUGUCAAGAACGGCUCCAACGAAGACUCCAGCACGUCCAAACAGAUAGAGAAGGACCUGCUGAGGACCAUGCCCUCCAACGCCUGCUUCACGGCCCUGGGCAGCGUGGGGGUCCCCCGGCUCCGGAGGGUGCUGAGGGGGCUGGCCUGGCUCUACCCCGACGUGGGCUACUGCCAGGGCACUGGCAUGGUGGUGUCGUGCCUGCUGCUGUUCCUGGAGGAGGAGGACGUGCUGUGGAUGAUGUGCGCUCUGAUUGAGGACCUCCUCCCGCCCUCCUACUUCUCCUCCACCCUGCUCGGGGUUCAGACGGACCAGAGGGUCCUCAGGCAGCUGAUCGUCCAGUACCUCCCCGCGCUUGACCGCCUUCUGCAGGAGCACGACAUUGAGCUGUCCCUGAUCACGCUGCACUGGUUCCUGACGUCGUUCGCCAGCGUGGUGGACAUCCGGCUGCUGCUGAGGAUAUGGGACCUGCUCUUCUACCAGGGCUCCCUGGUCCUCUUCCAGGUCACGCUGGGCAUGCUCAAGAUCAAGGAGGAGGAGUUGGUGGCCUCGGAGAACUCGGCCUCCAUCUUCAACACGCUGUCGGACCUGCCCUCCCAGCUGCGUGACGGGCCGGCGGUGCUGGGCGAGGCCAUGAGGCUGACGGGGUCGCUGGCCCAGGCCACACUGGACGCCCACCGCCACAAGCACCUGGCCUACAUCCUCAACGAGCAGGCCCAGCUCAGCAAUGGGGCCGUCAACACCGCCAACCUCAACAAGGCGGUGCGGCGGCAGUCCCUCCGCAGGAAAUCGACGCUGAGCUCGCUGCUGUGGGGCGAGGACGAGGCGGACGCCCUGAAGGCCAAGAACAUCAAGCAGACGGAGCUGGUGGCCGCGCUGAGGGAGGCUAUCAGCAGCAGCGCCGACCACUUCCACUGCCUGGACCCCCACCAGACCAACACCGACCUGACCCCUGACUACUCCAUGGAGAGCCACCAGCAGGACCACGAGAACUUUCUUGUGGUGUCCCGUAACCGACGGCGACGGGCCAAGGCACUGCUGGACUUCGAGCGCCAUGACGACGAUGAGCUUGGCUUUAGGAAGAAUGACAUCAUCACUAUCAUGUCCCAGAAGGACGAGCACUGCUGGGUUGGCGAGCUGAACGGCCUGAGAGGUUGGUUCCCAGCUAAGUUUGUGGAGAUCCUGGAUGAGAGAAGCAAAGAGUACUCCCUGGCGGGGGACGACGCGGUGACGGCGGCGGUGACGGACCUGGCCCGCGGGACCCUCUGCCCCGCCCUGAAGAACAUCUUCCAGCACGGCCUGAAGAAGCCCUCCAUCCUAGGGGGGCCCUGCCACCCCUGGCUCUUCAUUGAGGAGGCAGCCAGCAGAGAGGUGGAGAGAGACUUUAACUCAGUCUACUCCAGACUGGUGCUGUGUAAGACCUACAGGCUGGAUGAAGACGGGAAGGUCCUCACACCGGAGGAGCUGCUCUACAGAGCAGUGCAAUCGGUCAACAUGAGCCAUGACGUCGCUCAUACCCAGAUGGACGUCAAGUUCAGGUCCCUCAUCUGCGUGGGCCUUAAUGAGCAGGUGCUGCACCUGUGGCUGGAGGUGCUGUGCUCCAGCAUGGCCGCGGUGGAGAAGUGGUACCAGCCCUGGUCCUUCCUGCGCAGCCCGGGCUGGGUGCAGAUCAAGUGUGAGCUCAGGGUUCUCUCCAAGUUCGCCUUCAGUCUCUCCCAGGACUGUGAGCUGCCAGACAAGAAGCAGGAGAAGGAGCAGCGGCCCCUGAAGGAGGGGGUCCAGGACAUGCUGGUGAAGCACCACCUCUUCAGCUGGGACAUCGACGGAUAGGCCCACCCCCUCAGACGGAUAGACCCGUCCCUUCUUUAGGACAGAUCCGCCCAUUCCGAUGGAUAGACCCACCCCCUUCCGAUGGAUAGACCCACCCCCUUUCCGAUGGAAUAAUCUUAGAGGACACUAUGUGACUGCUGUCACGCUGAUCUGCUGACCCUACACUGUUACUUUAAAACCACCUCCCUCAUCCAAUCACAGCUCAGUCCACCUCCCUCAUCCAAUCACAAGACACUCCACGGCCUCUCUCAUCCAAUCACAGCUCACUUCAUGUUGAGGCUUCCUCCGCGGUGACCUUUAUUUUGGACAUGAGUUGUUCCAUGUGAUCAAAACAUAGGGUCACGCCUCAGAGGUCAGUCCUUAGAGGACCAAUCAGAAUCCUGCAACCCAAAUGAGGCUCAUUUGGAGAACAAUCCCGUUUGAGUUCCUCUGCAUCUCCCGACAGACGAAUCAGACUCACUCAAAAGUCCCAUCCCAAGAGCCCACGUCAGGCGGGCUGAGACCUGAGGAGGAACACAGAAACUGAACAUGGUGGUCCUCUGAUAGGAGUUUGCUGCUGGACGAUCCGACCAAGAGUCCAUCCCCCUUCCUUGGUUUUACUUUAGAGAUCCCUUUUCUUCUUCACUGCCCAACUUCAGAUGGACCUCCUCAAUAUCACUUGUUUCAGGGUGUCCCUUUGAGGCACUCCGAGGUCUGUCAGACCGCAGACCCCAGAUUCACAGAACUGUGCAUCUGCUCUGUCUGUCAAGCGUCUUCAAGAGGCUUCUGAAGAGACUUCUGUCUCUUAUCCGCUCUGAAGAAACCAUCAUGUUUUGUUUCUGUAACCGAGACUUCACUAGGAUGCGGCUCCUCUCUGUUGUACAUACAAUGUAAAAACAUGUUAAACUAUGAUAAAAUAUAUAUGAGGCAAGAUACUCUGGUGUUUUCCUUCUGAGUUUGAUGUUUCAUACGGGUUCUGCCUUGGUGUGAAGCAGAAUCUGACUACUGUGUGUUAGUUUGGAUUUUUUUUCAAACAUGGUUCAUUAACUAGGACUUCAUCAAUAAUUCAGUCUAGUUUUAUUCAUUAGAGAGCCAGAUAUCUAGAUCUUGAACUAUAGAUAUACAUCGUCACAUUUAGAAUUCACUUUUUCCCAAAAAUAUUUUUAACCAAACAUCUUAAAGCGUUGAUAUUUUCACAUUCAUCAUCUUCAUCCGCUUAUCCGGGGUCGGGUCGCGGGGGGAGCAGCUUAAGCAGGGGGCCCCAGACUUCCCUUUCCCGGGCCACAUUGACCAGCUCUGACGGGGGGAUCCCGAGGCGUUCCCAGGCCAAUGUUGAGAUAUAAUCUCUCCACCUAGUCCUGGGUCUUCCCCGAGGUCUCCGUCCCACUGGACGUGCCUGAAACACCUCCCAAGGGAGGCGCCCAGUGGGCAUCCUUACCAGAUGCCCGAACCACCUCAGCUGACUCCUUUCCAAGUAAAGGAGCAGCGGCUCAAAAUUCGAGUUCCUCACGGAUGGCUGAGCUUCUCACCCUAUCCCUAAGGGAGACGCCAGCCACCCUCAUCUCGGCCGCUUGUACCCGCAAUCUCGUCUUUUCGGUCAUCACCCAACCCUCAUGACCAUAGGUGAGGAUAGGAACGAAGAUCGACCGGUAGAUCGAGAGCUUUGCCUUGCGGCUCAGCUCUCUUUUCGUAACAACGGUGCGGUAAAGCGAACGCAAUACCGCCCCCGCUGCUCCGAUUCUCCGGCCAAUCUCACGCUCCAUCGUACCCUCACUCGCGGAACCCCGAGGUACUUGAACUCCUUCACUUGGGCUAAGGACUCAUUUCCUAUUCAUUUUCACAUUCCCUGAAUGUGUAAAUGUAUUUAAAACAAAAACUGACAACUGUCCAGUUUAAUAAAGCCGAUUUAUUGGAAAAUAGGUCUGCGACAAAGUGCGUCAAACGCCCACAUGUUACUCCACAUAGGUCUUAAUGCAUGAGGAAGGAUAGAAACCCGCCAAUUCUGCCUUGCUCAACGGUCAUGUGCAAUUGGACGCAUGCAGAGUUUAUUGCAUUCAAAGAGAACCGUCGUUUUGGACACAAGGAACAAACAGAACAAAGACCCUGGAUUGAACUCAAUCAAUAAAUGAAAUGACUGCUUUCAUGGCAAUAAAUAAAUCUAUAAAAUCUCUUAUUUUCCAUAAGUUCAAACCCCAAGUACCGGUACCCCAUGUAUUACAUUCAACAGUGAUUUUCAAACCUCUUCCCUAUCGAAGGUAUCCUUCGAUGCUACUGAUGAUGGAGGGAGGUGGGGCGCGUGUUUCUAUGGUUCUAGCUGCUGGGAAGUGGGACCCGUUACCUCGUGUUGUGGUCUCAGCCCCCCACCCCUGCGUCUAUUGCAUUGUGUGUAGGACCAGACGUGUUCUCCUGUAGUGCUAUUAAAAGGCCGUGCAAGGUUCCUCACUGCGGUCCCACAUUUGGUCUCAGAGAAUCAUGUCGUCCUGAUCUUAUCUGGUCUGGGGAAAAGUAAAACUAAAUAAAAAUAAAAGCACCAAGUUGGAAUUUUUGAAUAUUUAAAAGUGCUGUAGUCUAGUAAAUUCAAAACUAUACCAAUAUAUAAACAGAACAACUUCGCUGAGAGCCAACCCAGUACCCGCUCUCUCUCCUAUGACCCCCAGACGUCCCAACACCUCAGGGCUGCAGCAGAGGAGAAAUCCAGGAAAACAGUCUGUUAGGAUAGAAUGAGAAGGGAGGGGGGGGUGUGUGUGUGUUCGUUCAGCAGUCCUCCAGCCCUGUAGGGGGCGCAGUGGCUGAGGUGGUGGUAGUCUGUCCUUUCCCUCGGUGUCUCUGCCCUCCUCUCCUCCUCCCCCCUCCUCCCUUGGGCUGAAAGAGGGAGGGACCAUGAUGAGCUUUCCUCCUCACCCAUUAUGACCCUUUAUUAACCGAGGGUCAACCGAGGCAGACGAUCGAUGAUAUGAGAAAGACUUGUCUUUGCUUUGGAAAAGCAGAUACAUAAAGACCACAUUUCCCAGCAUGCCCUUUGUCUGGUCACAAAAAGACAGUUUUACUUGGGGGAAAAACCUCUUUAUUUGCAUGCAAAUAGAACACAAGCAUUCCUUUAAAAGGCGAAAGAAACCGGGAAAAAUAAGAACUCCCUGUGAAUGGCGGAGCCGUUCUUAAUUGGGCCUGUUCUUUUUAUUUUCAAAGAUUUAUUAUUUGAUUUUGAUGCUUUAUGAUAGAGUGAGAUAGACGGGAAGGUAUAGGAGAGAGAGGGGAGGACAUGCAGUCAAGGACCACGGGGGGCAGGAAUCAAAACCGGGCCACUGCGGUCAGGACUGGGCCUGAAUGGUAGGCGCUCUACCUGUUGAGCCACCAGGGCGCCCAAGCUACCGGAUCUUCACAUGUUCCCGUUCCUAACGAGUUACCCAUUCUUAACAAGCUAGCCGUUCUUAACGAGAUCCCGUUGUCAAAGAGCUAGCCGUUCUGAACGAGUUCCCCGUUCUUUACGAGCUAGCCGCUCUUAACGAGUUCCCUGUUCUUAACGAGUUACCUGUUCUUAACGAGCUACCCGUUCUUAACGAGUUACCUUGUUGUCGUUGCCGCCCUCGUUAAGCUGCGGCUCCCUCUCCGCCUUCCCCUGGGCCGUCCCGGGCCACACAGCAGAGGAACAGAGAUGGGGGUGAGACGCCUUGACGUUUGCUCAUGGGUUCGAGUCGGCCAAGGUCAGGAGGUAGACGGAGCUGUCAUGUGACGGAGCCGUCAUGUGACUCAUUGUGAGGCAGGGAUCAUUGGGUUCGGUGGAAACGGCUUCUCAUUUUGAUUAAAAACAGCAAAGGUUCUAAAGGUCUGGGGUCUCAUUUAUAAAACUGUGCGUGGGAUCGUUACUAAAAGUGUAUGUACGCCCAAAAGCCAAGUUUUGCGUGCGCCAAAAAAUAUUCUGAUUUAUAAAACCCUGCAUACGCACAACGUACGCAAUCUUUGCUUUAUAAAUCACAGAGUGCCUGCAAGUGUCUCAUCUCAUCUCAUUUUCGUCCGCUUAUCCGGGGUCGGGUCGCGGGGGGAGCAGCUCAAGCAGGGGGCCCCAGACUUCCCUUUCCCGGCCACAUUGACCAACUCUGACGGGGGGAUCCCGAGGCGUUCCCAGGCCAGUGUUGAGAUAUAAUCUCUCCACCUAGUCCUGGGUCUUCCCCGAGGUCUCCUCCCCACUGGACGUGCCUGAAACACCUCCCAAGGAAGGCGCCCAGUGGGCAUCCUUACCAGAUGCCCGAACCACCUCAGCUGA